Molecule: messenger RNA, 1218 nt
Organism: Selaginella moellendorffii
Lineage: Eukaryota; Viridiplantae; Streptophyta; Lycopodiopsida; Selaginellales; Selaginellaceae
Product: fructose-1,6-bisphosphatase, cytosolic
Exons: 12
Coding region: 152-1171 (339 amino acids)
Biological process (GO): fructose metabolic process; fructose 1,6-bisphosphate metabolic process; gluconeogenesis
Cellular component (GO): cytoplasm; cytosol
Molecular function (GO): fructose 1,6-bisphosphate 1-phosphatase activity
Source: RefSeq, a predicted model, not a curated record
AGACGCCACGUGGAUGGUAUAUCCGGGCGGCAAAAUAGGUGUGUGAUGCUUGUUUGACGAACUCGUGAGGUUCGUGUAGUUUUUCUUUUUUUUCCUCUCUUGGUUUUGGGAUUGGAAAUUUUUGGGUUUUUCUGGAUUGGAGCUUGGAGGCAUGGAUCAUCAAGCUGAUGCCCAGCGCACCGAUCUCAUGACAAUCACUCGGUUCGUGCUCAACGAGCAGAGCAAGCAUCCCGAGGCUCGCGGCGAUCUCACCAUUUUGCUCAGUCACAUUGUUCUCGGAUGUAAGUUCGUGUGCUCGGCAGUGAACAAGGCUGGAUUGGCCAAGUUGAUUGGCCUUGCAGGAGAAACCAAUGUCCAGGGUGAAGAACAGAAGAAGCUGGAUGUGUUGUCAAACGAUGUUUUCGUCAAGGCGCUUAGCAGCAGUGGAAGAACUAAUGUUCUUGUGUCCGAGGAGCUGGAGGAGGCGAUCUUUGUGGAGGCAUCUCACCGUGGCAAAUACUGUGUGGUUUUUGAUCCUCUGGAUGGCUCGUCUAACAUCGACUGUGGUGUCUCGAUUGGAACUAUUUUCGGGAUUUUUCUACUGGAUCAUGACAACGCAGGCAGCAACGAUGAUGUUCUCAAGCCUGGGAGUGAAAUGGUCGCGGCUGGGUAUUGCAUGUACGGUAGCUCAUGCACGCUCGUGUUUUCUACUGGAUCGGGCGUGAAUGGGUUUACUCUCGAUCCAUCCCUGGGAGAAUUUAUAUUGACACAUCCUGACAUUAAGAUACCAAAGAAGGGAAAAAUUUAUUCCGUGAAUGAGGGCAAUGCAAAGAACUGGGACGAGCCCACUAGAUUAUAUGUGGAGAAUGCAAAGUUCCCCAAAGAUGACUCGUCACCAAAGUCGCUCAGAUACAUUGGCAGUAUGGUAGCUGAUGUCCAUCGCACACUUUUGUACGGUGGAAUUUUCAUGUACCCAGCUGACAAAAAGAGCCCCUUUGGAAAAUUACGAGUUCUCUAUGAGGUGUUUCCAAUGUCCUAUCUCGUUGAGCAAGCCGGGGGUCAGGCUUUCACAGGGAAAGAGCGGGCACUCGAUCUAGUCCCCAAACACCUCCACGAGAGGUCUCCAAUUUUCUUGGGGAGCUACGACGACGUAGAGGAGAUAAAAAAGCUGUACAGUGCAACCAUCGCUUAAACUAUUGAUUCAAUCUCAAGCGAAGUCAAAACAAUAAACCUGUGGUG